Messenger RNA from Erigeron canadensis, 780 nucleotides. Its product is annotated as probable mediator of RNA polymerase II transcription subunit 26a. Gene Ontology annotation, cellular component: nucleus. Bases 1 to 780 code for a protein of 259 amino acids. Lineage: Eukaryota; Viridiplantae; Streptophyta; Magnoliopsida; Asterales; Asteraceae. The record is from RefSeq and is a predicted model, not a curated record. The transcript has a single exon.
AUGGAAGAAUCCUACUUGAGGAAUUACUUAUCAUCAGGGAAUGCGAAUAAUAAUGUCGAUAUAUUUGAGUUCAUCAAGAAAGCCAUCACGGUGGCUGCUACCGACUACCCAACCGAAUUUCGACAAAACAAAGACAAGAUAUUCGAGACUCUCUAUUCGUGUAACAACAACAUCACCAGCAGCAAUCUGAUCAGCCAGAAAGAAGAUGAUUCGCAAAAAGAAAGUAUUCCAAAGACGGCUUGUGAUCGUCCAACAAUCCCUUUUGUUUAUAACCGUCAAGGGAUUGCAGAGGUUUUGAAGAUCAAAGAGGUUCUUGAUCAAGGCGAAUCUGAAUCGGCGGCAAUCAUCUGUGACUUGUUAACCAAGCUUCGAUACAUGGAGUUAAGUGUGAACACUCUGGAGGUGACUGGGAUAGGGAAGACGGUUAGGGUUCUUCGGAAACAUGCAUCCAAAGAAGUUGGUCAGGUCGCCGCGAGACUCUUGAAAGAAUGGAAAGAUGUUGUGGAAGGAUGGCUCAACAAUAAUAAUGACACAUCAAGGAUGCCAAAAAGGAUUGAAAAGACGAGUGAAGAAAAACUCGAAGCUGUGAAAAGGAAACUGCAUCAAGCUUACGAGGAUGCCGAAAACAUGAAGAAGAAGAGACGAACACAAAUGCUGGCGUUUCAUCAACUACCAAAGAAGGGCCUUCUUCCGGAAAAAGCUCUACACAUUAAGCCUCGAGGCCACCAGUUGAGAAGACCUGGUAAUAAUGCGAUUAGAUCAGUGGUCCAAGCUUAUUGA